GCCUUGGGUUGGGGGCACGGCAGGUCGUUACGCACACAGAAGCGUGUUGGCCACGCAAAGCCCAGAAGACGAUCCCAACCGUGUUCUGUCAGGGCACAAGGAGCUCAGUGCGGUGUCUCACACACAGGGCUGUGAAUAUCAGCGCUGUUCCGCCUGGGAAGCACCAUCAGCCUUGCAUUUUCUCACGUGAGGAGUGUUUCUGCUUGCCUAGGAUGGAGAAGCAGAAAAUUCUGAUGAAGUCCAAGGUUGCUGCUCCUCACCUCCUGAGGGCCCUGCAUUCGCUGUACCAGUUCGGCCACCUCUGCGACGUGACCAUUCACACACAGCAGCUCGGGAUUCAGGAGGAGUUCCUGGUUCACAAAGCUGUCUUGGCAGCUUCCAGCAACUAUUUCAAGGGGCUUUUCCUGCGCGAUGAGAUGCUGGGCGCCGCGAGCUGCACGGUGACUCUGCAGGACAUCUACACAGAGGAGUUCGCCUCCUUCCUGGAGUUUGUUUACACGGCAGAAGUGGAGAUCGAAGCAGAAAAACUGCAGCGGAUGAGGGAAGUAGCGGAAAGGCUUGAAUGUAAGGAUCUGCUGGAUGUUUGUGAAGAGGUGAAAGCAGAGGGCGGGAAGGGGUUAGGUUUGAGUUGCCCUCUGAAAGGGCAGCUGUGUGAAAGCGCUGGGCCACGGUGGACUCGCGUCCAGCACGAGGAGGACCACAAGCUGAGUAACGCUUCCCCGGCUGUGGCAAUCCCCACACGGAGCAAACUCUGGGACAGGCAAAACCACACGAAGCUGCCUCCUGGCUACGGCCUGAUCGAAGGCCAAGCAGAAAGCCUUGAGCAAGGGGACACUGCUUUCCCUGACCCCAAAUCCAGGGCUGCAAAGCUCCCAAAGACAGACUCCAGAAACGGCCUCGGCGUGGACGUCGCUUGUCUGGGAAACGAGCCUGCUCGUUCUGUCCUCAGCGGGACUGAGUCAGGGGAGCCCUGCGUGGCCACGCCAAAGGCCCUGCCUGAGCAGUGGGAAGGCGCAGAGGGUCUCAUUGCCACGUUAGCCGGGAGAAGGGCGGGUGGGCAAUCGGCGCGGCGCGUGGCCAAAGCCCCAGCGUGCCAGCGCUGCCACCAGGCCUUCCGCGCCCUCCAGCAGUCCCGGCCGCGUGUGGGGCUGCGGCACGCCGGGAGCCUGCCUGGCAGCUACAGCAGCGAGGCCUGCCAGCACCUCUGCCCCUCCCUGCGGGCCCUCCGCCAGCACCGCCGCACCUCCUGCCUCUUCUGCUACAACAGGUUUAAGAGGCAGAGGGACUUAAAGGAGCAUGUGUGCCGGGUGCAGGAGAGGCAGCGGCGUGCCCAGGCCUGCCCCUGCUGCCACAAGGCCGUCGGCUCCAGGUGUGGCCCGGCCGGCCGCCUCCACACGCACACCGGGGAGAAGCCCCAUCGGUGCCAGCGCUGCCCCGCCGCCUUUGCUCAGAGGUCUGCUUACAGUGCCCACGUAAGAAAAGUUCACGAGUCUGGGCAAGAGAGAAAACUUCUGCCUGUCUAUUGGAUGGUGGUUCCACCUGCUCCCAGACCAAAUGCCUGUGACAAGGGCCCCAGUGGAGGGAGGUGGGAUGGGCCAGCAGGGGCUGAAGGGGACAAGUGCAGGAGGCACGAAGAGGCCGCCGGCCCUGAGGAAGAAUGUGGGGCUUCCCCUGUUCCUGAAGCAAGUGGCGGCAGUGAGCGAGGGGAAGGGAGGCAGAAAUACAGGGCAGCUGGAGCAAGGAGGGAAAAAACAAGCGAGGAAGGGGACGAAGGUGAGGGUGGAACGAGUGUGAAGGGUGAGGAGGAGGCAGGUUACGAAGAGGGGUAUUCAGAAGUCGAAGACGGUGGAGAAAACGGCGAGGUCUGUGCUGAGGAGGAGGAACGUGCUAAAGAGAAGGGCAGCAAAGGACGUGAAUCAGAGCAGGACUUUGAAAUGAAGAAGGUGAAUAGAAGCGGGGUGAGUAAGAGGUGUGCCUAUGUGAUAAGGUGUGAGAAGUGUAACGAGCAGUUUGUUUCCCGGAAGAAGUACGUGGAUCACUGCAGAGAUGUCCACCAGUGCUUGCCCGGCAAGGCCUACCAGUGUGAUGUGUGCAGCAAGUCGUUCGCCAGCUACAACAGCUGGAAGGAGCACCGUGCGUGCGUGCACACGGAGGAGAGGCGCUUUGCCUGCAGCCUUUGCACCGCCACCUUCAAAAGGAAGAGGGACGUGCGGACGCACUGCCUGCGGAAGCACGAGGGCAGAGCCAGGCGGCCGCUGUGCUCCGUCUGCGGCAAGAUGCUGAGCUCGCGCACGGCGCUCGUGUUCCACAUGCGGACGCACACCGGGGAGAAGCCCUACGAGUGUGGCGUUUGUCACGCCAAAUUCGCUCAGCCCUCGCAGCUCAAGAUCCACACCAGGUCCCACACAGGGGAAAAGCCGUAUAUUUGUGAGGACUGCGGGGCUUGCUUUGCUGACAGAGGCAAACUCACAGGCCACAAACGGACCCACACAGGGGAGCGUCUCUUUAAGUGUGAUGUGUGUGGAAAACACUUUGCCACCAAGGAGUACCUCAAGUGCCACAAGCGCUGCCACAUGGGCGCCAAGCCCUACAGGUGUGAGGUGUGCGGGAAGGCAUUCGGGCUGCGCGCCUCGCUGGCCCAGCACACCAACGUCCACGCAGAGACGCGGCCGUAUUUCUGUGAGCAGUGCGGGAAGGCUUUCACCCAGCAGGGCGCGCUGCGCCGCCACCACCGCAUCCACACCGGGGAGAAGCCCUACAAGUGCCGUGCCUGCGAGAGGAGUUUCACCGACAUGUCCACGCUGCGCAGACACGUGGCGAUUCACGACCGAAACGCUCACUGGAGAAGUUUCUUAAUAGACCUCACGGCCAAAAAACACCAUAACUGGUCCAAAAUAGAGCCGUUUUCGGGAGCCUGCGUGGGCGGAGACUCAGCGCCGGAGGUUUGGUCGGUUGACCAAGGUAAACUUUAUAAAGCGGACAGCGCUGUUGUCCAGAAGGCAGCACACGCGCCGGCGGCUGUCAGCAACCCCGGCGAGGCCGAGCGCUCCGGCCUGCGCUGACCAGGGCCGAGAUGGUGACGCUGUGCCGCCCGGCGCCGAGCCCGAGCCUGCCGCGGCCGUUCCCCGAGCUUUGUGCUCUGUACGCUCGGGGCGGGCCCGGCCGUUCCCCCGAGCUUUGUGCUCUGUACGCUCGGGGCGGGCCCGGCCGUUCCCCCGAGCUUUGUGCUCUGUACGCUCGGGGCGGGCCCGGCGCAACGCCUGGCGCCCCGCUGCUUCGCGUUCCAAUAAAGAUGCGCUGGCGGGAGCCGCCCGUCCGUCACUGA
Colius striatus (speckled mousebird) is the source of this 3325-nucleotide messenger RNA. Its product is annotated as GDNF-inducible zinc finger protein 1-like. The record is from RefSeq and is a predicted model, not a curated record. The transcript has 7 exons. Gene Ontology annotation, molecular function: protein binding; RNA polymerase II cis-regulatory region sequence-specific DNA binding; DNA-binding transcription factor activity. Gene Ontology annotation, biological process: regulation of transcription by RNA polymerase II. Bases 213 to 3062 code for a protein of 949 amino acids. NCBI's taxonomy places the organism in Eukaryota, Metazoa, Chordata, Aves, Coliiformes, Coliidae.